AUGUCGACCGACGCUGCUGAAACCACCAAUGCUGCUGCUGAACCGCCUGCGCCAGGAGGAGCGAGCGAGACUCCCCCACCUCCCUCCGUCACCACCGAAUCAGCGUCGCCUGCUCACACGACACAGACGGACGAGACUGGCGCAGGAAUGACUGAGACUGAACGGACAGAGGAGCCGAGGGACCCGCAGGUCGACCAGCUGCGUGCGCUGUUCCCGCAGGUCGAGAUAGAGAUCCUGGAGGCGGUGCUUGCAGCGAGCGGUGGGUCGCUGGACGAGGCGACGGAGCAGCUGCUCGUCAUGAACGACCCAGAGUACAAGCCGGACCCCGUCGAGCUCUCUCAACUUGAGGCAGACGAAGAGUACGCCCGCCAACUCGCCCGCGAAGACGAAAUCGCACAGAUGCAGCAGCGUGCCAACGCUCCCCGCCGCUCGUCGUCGAUGCCUGCGUCUCAGCAACAACCGCCUCAACCGCUCGCGUACCAGCCUUAUGUCCCCAGAUCUCGAAGGACGGCGCAGCCUGCGUCACCGAAUCCGAGCAUGUCGAGCUGGCAGCCCCCUGCGGAGCAGUCGCGACAGCAGCAGCAGCAGCCGGUGCAGGAGAGGGACGAGUUGGCAGAGUUGGGCGAGCAGUUCUCGAAGUUCGCAGAGCAGGGGAAGAAGACGUUCGGGAGUUUCCUGACAAAGGUCAAGGAGCAGGUUGCGAAAGUCGACGAGGCAAUCGUCCGCUCAGCCUCUCCACCUCAACGCGACCAACCCCCUCCUCCUCCCCCUCCCAAACUCGACUCUUCCGCCCCCUCCUCCUCGUCGCCUCGCGACCUCCUUCGCACAACCACCAACGCCUCCACUUCUUCCACCGCAUCCUCUUCCGUUGUCCCUGAACUCCUUCCUCGUCCUUCUUCGUCCACCUCGAACCGGUCUGUCUCGCCUUCGCUCGGGGCGAGCACGAGCAAGGACGGCGUGGCGCGGCCCUCUUCUGCAAACCUCUCUACAGCGACUCCGGCCGACGACAAGCCCAAAGACCUGCCGAAGAAAGACUUUACCUCCAAGAUCCCCGGCCUCCUCCCUCGCCAAUCCUUCUCCCUCCUCGACUCCUCUUCCUCUCCCAAAUCACCCUCACACGAAGCUACUUCACCCAGCGCAGGCGGAGCAGGAGCAGGAGUCGUCCGCAGUCCGCUCAGUGCGCCGAACCAUGCGUUGGGGGACGAUUCGGAUGAUGAGCUUGAGUAUCAGAGGAAUCCGUUUGACGAGGACUAG
Molecule: messenger RNA, 1254 nt
Organism: Rhodotorula toruloides NP11
Lineage: Eukaryota; Fungi; Basidiomycota; Microbotryomycetes; Sporidiobolales; Sporidiobolaceae
Product: ubiquitin system component Cue
Exons: 5
Coding region: 1-1254 (417 amino acids)
Biological process (GO): ubiquitin-dependent protein catabolic process
Cellular component (GO): cytoplasm
Molecular function (GO): ubiquitin binding; ubiquitin conjugating enzyme binding
Source: RefSeq, a predicted model, not a curated record